CCUCCGGCCUCUCGGGGGCGCUGCUGCGGCACACUGUAAUAAUAACUUCCAGGACUGUGACCAGAAUGUAAACAGUGUUCAGGUGAUAGCUGACUGCUGUUAACGCUAACGGUAGCUAAUUUCGUUACUGUAGCCGCUUAAUCGCACACGUUAUGGCUUCACAAUAGAUUCCUCGACCCCGAGAGGGCUUCCUGAUUCCCCGUUUCCCUCUCUGUCUUGUCGUUUGAUUGCAUAAAUGCUCCAUAAGCUGUAAACAUGACCAAAGACAUCGUUGUUGGGGACGAAUUACCAGACUGGGUGGGGGCCAAGGAGUUUUAUCAGAAGUAUGAUCCUAAAGAGGUGAUUGGCAGGGGUGUGAGCAGUGUGGUGCGCAGGUGUGUGCACAGACACACGGGCCAGGAGCUGGCGGUGAAGAUUAUCGAGAUCACAGCUGAGAAGAUGACAAUCCAGCAGUUGGAGGAGGUGAAAAUCUCCACGCUGAAAGAGAUCCAAGUGCUCAACAUGGUGAAGGAACACCCCUCCAUCAUCACCCUCAUUGAUUCCUAUGAGUCUGCUACAUUCAUAUUUUUGGUGUUUGACCUCAUGAGACGUGGAGAGCUGUUUGACUACCUCACAGAAAAAGUUACCCUAAGUGAGAAGGAAACCAGGAGCAUGAUGCGAGCUCUGCUGGAGGCCGUGCAAUACCUUCAUUCCCUCAACAUCGUACACCGGGAUCUGAAACCGGAGAACAUUCUCCUGGACGAUUAUGGCCAUAUCAAACUCUCUGACUUUGGUUUUUCCGUGCAGCUACAACCUGGGGAGAAGCUUCGAGAGCUCUGUGGGACACCUGGUUAUUUGGCGCCCGAAAUACUAAAGUGUUCCAUGGAUGAAAUGCACCCAGGCUACGGCAAGGAGGUCGAUCUCUGGGCCUGUGGAGUCAUCCUCUUCACCUUACUAGCCGGCUCGCCUCCGUUCUGGCACCGUAAGCAGAUGCUGAUGCUGAGGAUGAUAAUGGAGGGUCGCUAUCAGUUCAGUUCCCCAGAGUGGGACGACCGGUCUGACACUGUGAAGGAUCUGAUAUCCAGGCUGCUGGUGGUGGACCCAGCUAACCGUCUCACUGCUGAGCAAGCCUUGGCGCAUUGCUUCUUCAGGCAGUACCAGCGGGAGGAUGUGAGGCUCUUCAGCCCCAGAAAGACGUUUAGGGUUCUGAUAGUGAGCGUGCUCGCCUGCAUCAGGAUGUACAGCCGCUACCGCAGGGUGCGGCCGCUAACGCGGGAGGUGCUGGCGAGGGAUCCUUACUCCAUCCGCGGCGUGCGCAAGCUCAUCGACGGCUGCGCUUUCCGGAUCUACGGGCACUGGGUCAAGAAAGGGGAGCAGCAGAACCGAGCAGCCCUCUUUCAGAACACUGCUAAGAUCAUGCUGCUAGAGCUGGAGGAGUUUGAAACAUAAAAGGUCAACCUCGUCGCUCAAAAUCGCUUUUAUGUAUCCGUUUGCAUGUGCUGUCAUUGCAGUGUUUGCUCCAUCGAGUUACUGUUUCAAGAUAAGGAAUGCAGGGACGGGGGAUCUUUGUGUGCCUUAAUGCGCAUCAUGGCUCUGAAAGUUCAAGAUAAGCAUGCACCACUUAAUAUUCCUUAUCUGUUGUUGUCUGAAACUCCCUGUCAGGUCAUCCGGUUUGCAGUGCAAUUUGUGCAAGGUGUCCUCUAGGGCAAUCUCUUUGGUAAAACUCAUCAUAAUAUAUAUUUAGGAUUUUAUGUGUUAAUCGUCCGUUAUAACUGAGUAGGCCAGUGGCGUCAAACUCAUUUUAAUUCAUGGGCCACAUGCAGCCCAAUUUGAUCGCAAGUAAAAGUGUUUCAUAAUAAAAAUCCAUAAAAAAAAAAUCUUAAAAAUUUUCCUUUUCUUUUAGCAGCGAGUACAAUUAUGUAUUUAAUAAAUCCUACGUUAACUAAACAUGAUGGUGAAAUUAAGUGUCGCUCUUAACGACUUACAAGAUACUGCCCAUCUUUACUGCAUGUGUGGCCCACGGUGUGUGUGUUUGACCCCUCUGAUGUAGAGAAUGCAUUUCUAAGCACUGUGUAGGUUAAGUGGAAAUCAAAGCACUCAGAUUAGUUAUUUCUAGGGGACCUAGUAUGCUCAUAUUGACUCCACUUGAGUAGCUUUGCAUGAUUCACGGUUUAUAAAAACCCUUGUAUGUCUUUUACUGCGCAUUAGUGCAGACCUUCAGGCCACACUACCAUUAAGCCAACUUUCUUCAUUAUUACCUGAAACUUUAAUACAACACCUAACAUUGCAAUACUACAAAGACAGCAGAAAAUAAGGAAAAAGCAUAAUAAGUCUCCUUUAUUAGACACAUACAGGUA
This is a messenger RNA of Oreochromis niloticus (Nile tilapia), 2336 nucleotides long. It is a transcript of the gene phkg2, whose product is annotated as phosphorylase kinase, gamma 2 (testis). Gene Ontology annotation, biological process: protein phosphorylation; glycogen metabolic process. Gene Ontology annotation, cellular component: phosphorylase kinase complex. Gene Ontology annotation, molecular function: calmodulin binding; ATP binding; phosphorylase kinase activity. Bases 256 to 1428 code for a protein of 390 amino acids. Lineage: Eukaryota; Metazoa; Chordata; Actinopteri; Cichliformes; Cichlidae. The transcript has 10 exons. The record is from RefSeq and is a predicted model, not a curated record.